CUAAUUGGAGGCAAUUCGCACCUGAAAUAAAAGCUCACCUGGUCUGACUUUGUCCCAUCUGCCACCAGAACAAUGACUGCUGUUUGGGUUUUGGUUCUGUUGGUCCAUGCUGUCUUCAUGGGAAAAGGACUUUGUUUUCCAGGUGGGGUGAAAGAAGGGGAGUCCAAUACUGUGCUGAAAAAAGAUGUGUCUUCUGAUGAUGUUUCACUCAAGAAGGUUGUUGAGCUUCUUGAUUCUUUGAAUUCUGUGUUGAAGCUACGUACUCCAGCUCAACCUGCAACCAAGGAGGUAUUUCAAGACAAAGCAAUCCUCCAUGAGAGAAAUGACCAGCAGAGCUACAACAUGAGCAGCAAGGGCCAACUGAACGAUGCCUUGAGCUCCAACAUAACCGGCAAGGGUCAACAGAACGACCAGCAGAGCUACAACAUGAGCGGCAAAGGGCAACAGAAUGAUGCCUUGCGCAACAAUAUGACUGGCAAGGGCCAACAGAACAAGGGUCAGCAAGUCCAGGAGAGCAUCAACCAGAACAACAAAAGCUCCAACCAACAGAGGGAGUCUUUUCAACAAGUCCAGCAGAAUGUCAUGACAGACCACAACCAACAGAGCGAGUUCUUUAAACUCCAGCAGAAUGACAGACUGGAUGAUUCCACCGACGAGGGAUUCAUUGUGAAUGUUUGAUUUUUGAACAGCAUGGAAAU
Messenger RNA from Syngnathoides biaculeatus (alligator pipefish), 698 nucleotides. RefSeq names its product protein kinase 4-like. The transcript has 4 exons. The record is from RefSeq and is a predicted model, not a curated record. NCBI's taxonomy places the organism in Eukaryota, Metazoa, Chordata, Actinopteri, Syngnathiformes, Syngnathidae. The coding region runs from base 73 to 678 and encodes 201 amino acids.